This is a messenger RNA of Penicillium manginii, 1587 nucleotides long. RefSeq lists its product as uncharacterized. Gene Ontology annotation, molecular function: DNA-binding transcription factor activity; transcription cis-regulatory region binding. Gene Ontology annotation, biological process: positive regulation of transcription by RNA polymerase II. Bases 1 to 1587 code for a protein of 528 amino acids. Gene Ontology annotation, cellular component: nucleus. The transcript is spliced from 9 exons. Lineage: Eukaryota; Fungi; Ascomycota; Eurotiomycetes; Eurotiales; Aspergillaceae. The record is from RefSeq and is a predicted model, not a curated record.
AUGUUGGUUAGUACCUACCUAGUGACCCCUGCCGCCUACUCCAUCACAAAUCCUUUUCUCCAAGGCGAUGGUAUUCUUCCCCAAUGCGGACGAUGCACUCGCACGGGGCGAACAUGCGUACGAGGUAAAAAAGAGACUCAAUUCAGGCAGGUCAAGGGACAAGGGCCAAGAACGAGAUUCCCACGCAACCAGGUGUGGCUCCGACCGCCGCCGCGAGUGGAUUUCGUCUUGGAAUCAGGCAAUGGGGAACCAGACGAUGAAACCCAGCCAUCAAUUGAUACCGAGCGAGUCACCGAUGCAGAGCUAAGCCAGACGGACAACAGGCCGUCCCCGAGCAGCCAGAGCCAUCUCUCCCAGCCAGCCCGACCAGGAGAGGAAUCACGACUGCACACAGACCAGACCAGUCGAGAUGAAAAGCUUCAUCACCCGCCUUUCUAUCCAAGCGGUGUGCGCCGUGAAUUGCGACCGGGUCGACGGUCCUGGCCUUUGAGAGACCCGGAAGAGGCCUACCUAUUGAAACAUUUUGUGGAUCGCAUCGCCUCCUUUUUUGACUGCACGGAUCGACAGCAGCAUUUCGCAGUACACAUCCCUCACCGGGCACGAUAUUGCGACACGUUAUUCAACGCCCUCAUGGCCCUAUCGGCUCGUCACUUGAGUUGUACUACGACUUUUGAUCCCUAUGUAUCAGAUCAAUACUACCAGGCCUGUUUAGAAACGCUUAUUCCUGCCUUGAGCAACCACGCCGUCACGAUGGAUGACGACCUACUGGCCGCGACUGUGAUUCUUCGCCUGCUGGAAGAAUUCGAUGUCCCACUGGCAGGAUCGGAUCUUCGUGGCCAUUCCUUCGGGACUAAAGCAUUUAUUCAGGGUCCGCCGCCCUCCACGACGACAACGCCUAGUCUACGACAGGCGGUUUAUUGGAGUGGACUUCGACAAGAGAUCUACAAUGCCCUGAGUCUACAGCAAGCACCGGAUAUCGACUUGAGCUCCCUGCACUCCCUGUUCACGGCUCUGGGCCCCAAUGCUGGCGAUUGCGCGUGGGCAAACCAGGCGAUUGCACAUUGCGCUGAUGUUCUUCUAUUUUCGUUUGGGGAGGGGCCUCGCUCGGUGGCGGUGCAUGAAAGCUUGUUGAAGAAGACUGACCGGUGGAGUGAGACGAGACCGGCUUCUUUUGACCCCUAUUUUGUGGGCGAUGAGGUGGAGAUUGGUGCGAACUUUCCGGAUAUUCGUUUCAGUUGUCCCUGGCAUGCGAUUGGCAAUCAAUAUAACGAGCUGGCCCGGAUUUUGCUUUCGGUGCAUAACCCUGGGCAUCCUACAGUGGGACCCUUGCGACGACGGUUUGUUCAGGAAGCUGAUUACCAGAUCCGCAAGGGGGUCUGGACCGUCUGUGGUGUGGCGUUGGCUAAUGACGCCGUGCCUCCAGCGAUGGUAGUGGGGUGUAUGGCAAUCCAUCUAUGUGGCGAUCGAUUCACGGAUCGGCAGGAACAAGAAAGGCUGAUCCAAAUCCUGAUCCGCACCGACUCAUCGCACGGAUGGCCAACCCAUGCGUUGCAGCGCCAAUUGCGGGAGACCUGGGGAAUGUCUUGA